This is a messenger RNA of Seminavis robusta, 850 nucleotides long. The record is from the annotation of a GenBank genome assembly. NCBI's taxonomy places the organism in Eukaryota, Bacillariophyta, Bacillariophyceae, Naviculales, Naviculaceae.
UAGUUAGUUGUGGUUUCCAGCCGUCGGUCGCUCUUGGACAACCAAAAAGCUCCCAUAGAUCUCAUAAAAUCAAUUUUCCUUCAACCGGGCCUGCAUACGAAACAACCCAAACAACCCAACAAACCAUUCAUCCUGAGCUCGACCAACAGUCAAUUUUCUCUUUUUGUUCUACCACAUAACAUAAACUACUUACUUAACUUUCACCAUGAAUAUUUCUUUUGACGGCACCAUCAGCAACACGCUCCCCAACGACGAGAGCACCUUUUUCAAGCGCAGUCGCUGCGAACUGGGCUUGGUCCAAGACACGAACAAACGCGUCCGACGAGCUCCUUCUCCGACUCCCGUUGACGGCGCCAUGCAAAACAUGCUCGAUGACUCGGCCGCUACUUUGGAUGAGUUGGCCGAUACCCUUCGCGAAGUCAAUCAACGCUUGGAUCAAAGUUUGCGAUUGAGUGAUUCGAGCAUGCUGGACUUUAGCAGCAGCAAUUUUGCCCGACGCGGUGUGACGGGAAUGAAUCACAGUCAUUCUCGACUCCAUUUCAGUUCGUCCAGUCUGCAAAUGCCACUUCACGAAGCCGCCCCAACCAACAGUGCCCCCUUGUUGGCCACCCGCGGUCCUCCUCCCCUUGUCAACUUUCGACGCAUCCCACGCGGUUCUGCCGAUGAUCGAUUGUAAACUACUUGCUGUCAAAGAGGGGUGUGAGUGAGUCAUUCAAAAUGGGAUUGAAUGCCAACACACACAACACAAUAGAGCACGCGCAAAACGAAAAAACAACACUGUUGCAUUUCUUCCACACACACAUGAAAUUACUAAAUACAAGAAAUAUUAGACAAACAAAUCAUUUACUUC